AUGAAUUCCUAUGAUGAGCAAAAUCCAGAUGAAUCUGGUUGUAAAUUACUAGACUCUUUUGCAAUAUUUGUUCAGCUUGUGCUAGCAACGUUGGCCUUUUCAACACUCAUCAUCAAACGUCAAAGAGAGUCACCGCAAAGACCAUUGCAAACAUGGUCGUUUGAUGUCAGCAAGCAGAUUAUAGGUGGCGGUGUCAUUCAUACACUCAACUUGGUGGCAUCACAUUUGUUUGGAAAGAGUCUAGAUGGAGAGCCAGAAUCAAAUCCUUGUGUAUGGUAUUUUUUGAACAUCUUGGUGGACACAACGUUGGGUGUGCUGGUCAUCUGGGGCGUGUUAUCAGCAGUAAAGUUCUUUGCAAGAUUCUAUAGACUCAAGGGAUUCCAGAGUGGUGUCUAUGGAGAACCACCUUUAGUGAAUCAAAUCAAAGUGUGGGCCAAGCAACUUGGCGUGUAUGUCUUGGCACUGGUGGCCAUGAAGGUGGUGGUUGUCAUUCUGUUUGGGCUAUGCCCAUGGCUAGAGACAGUUGGUGAGUGGGUGUUGGGAUGGACCAUGGGAAACUAUAGACUUCAAGUGCUGUUUGUCAUGCUAGUAUUUCCUUUGGUAAUGAAUAUUGUGCAAUUCUGGGUUGUAGAUACCAUUGUCAAGCACAAGACAGUCAGACCUAUUCAACUGGAUCUGGAUGAAGAAGCAUUACCAGAUGAUAUGCUGAUUUCUGAUGGAGAAUACAACGCUACAGAUGAUUCAUCGUUCUUUCAUGAUCAUGGCAGCGAAGAAGAUGACGCUACUUCAAUAUCAUCUAUCAAGAUUCAACACACGAGUGCCACCAAAGCAAAUCUACACCGUACUUUGUCUGAUCAUGGCUCGAUAUCAGAUGAAAGCUUGUAUGAACUACGCACGAGCACCAAUCGUCCCAACUAA
This is a messenger RNA of Mucor velutinosus, 918 nucleotides long. RefSeq lists its product as uncharacterized. The coding region runs from base 1 to 918 and encodes 305 amino acids. NCBI's taxonomy places the organism in Eukaryota, Fungi, Mucoromycota, Mucoromycetes, Mucorales, Mucoraceae. The record is from RefSeq and is a predicted model, not a curated record. Gene Ontology annotation, cellular component: membrane. The transcript has 4 exons.